GCUGCCAUGACGACAGGCGACUGCUGCCACCUCCCCGGCUCCUUGUGCGACUGCCCGGGAAGCGCCACCCUCUCCAAGGCGGUGGAGGACUCAGAGCUCGGGCGCCCGCAGUACGUCACGCAGGUCACCGCCAAGGACGGCCGCCUCCUCUCCACGGUCAUCAAGGCGCUGGGCGCGCAGAGCGACGGUCCCAUCUGCCGAAUCUGCCACGAAGGUGGAAAUGGAGAGGGGCUGCUCUCCCCGUGUGACUGCACAGGAACCCUGGGCACCGUGCACAAGAGCUGCCUGGAAAAGUGGUUGUCCUCCUCCAACACAAGUUACUGUGAGCUCUGCCACACGGAGUUUGUUGUCGAGAGAAGACCGAGGCCUUUGACAGAG
This is a messenger RNA of Tinamus guttatus (white-throated tinamou), 378 nucleotides long. Lineage: Eukaryota; Metazoa; Chordata; Aves; Tinamiformes; Tinamidae. The record is from RefSeq and is a predicted model, not a curated record.